Gastrolobium bilobum is the source of this 840-nucleotide messenger RNA. RefSeq lists its product as uncharacterized. Lineage: Eukaryota; Viridiplantae; Streptophyta; Magnoliopsida; Fabales; Fabaceae. The transcript is spliced from 3 exons. The coding region runs from base 113 to 694 and encodes 193 amino acids. The record is from RefSeq and is a predicted model, not a curated record.
UUCAUUGUUUUGUUUUUGUGAUAAAAAAAAAAAAGAUUGGUUUGGAGCACAGGAAACAAGAAUCACUUAUUCACAUUCACAUCUUACAGCAAGAAUUUUGGUGAUUGCAGAAAUGUGCAGCAUAGCCUCUUCACAGCAAAGCUUCCUCACCAACGCCCUUAUUCCACUAACCCUGAAGCCCAUGUUCAGCAGCAGAAGCAGCACCGUUACUAUCUCUUCAGUUAAAACCGUUUAUUGCAGUUGCCCACAACAUGACCAACAACAACCUCAACCUCCAAGGAAGAAUGAGAACAAGAUAGCAAAGUUAGCAAUAGUUGCACUGGCUGCUGGGGUGUUAACACUGGGGUCAGUUCAUGAUGCAUCGGCCGCCAAGACUGGUGGUAGAGUUGGUGGCCAGGCCUUCAGGUCAUCAGCCCCUCGCUCCUCACCGAGAAUCAACAACAACUCUAGGACCAAUAUCUAUGUCAAUCCUCCAGUGGCGCCUCCACUAGUUGGUGGUUAUGGCUAUGGUUUCGGUGGGCCAUUCUAUGGUGGCUGGGGAUGGUCUCCAUUUUCUUUCUUUGCACCAGGUCCCAGUGUAGCUAUAGGCAUUGGAGGUGGAUUUGAUACUAUAGUUCUGUUUUUGUUUCUUGGUGCUGCUGCUGCAGUUGUGAGGAGAUUCUUUGGGUCAAGAAAUGAAGAUGAUGACUACUAGCAGUACAAAAAGCUUUUUAAUACUUUAUGAGAGAUUGUUAAAUAGAUGUUUAAAGAAUGGCACAGUUACCAUGGUGAUCAAUUAAUUUGAUGUAUUUUUAGAUAUUAUACUUGAAAGAGAAGCAAUAUUGUGCUUUCUAAUGAAAU